UACAACGUCACAACGAUGGCCGACAAUGGACGCCGUGACUCGUGAACGAUCCGCCGUCCGCGAGCGAUUGUUUACCGUCGCCCCGUCGUCGGGAAUCCUUUAACGUUCAGCGGAUAUUCGCGCGCAGCGAGGUCGGGAACGUGCGUGCCGUGUUGUGUGCGAGCGAUCGCGCGUCGGACAAACCCCCGAGCGUGCUUCGGUGUGAAGUGUGUCAGUGAAGGGACAAAGGGUGUCACGUAAGUGUGCGCCGAGCCCUCGGGAGGACUCGUUCAGAAAAAAAUGCGAACGAAAGAUAUCGCGAGGACUUCGAGGAAAAAAAAGAGAGAGAAUGAGAGGGAGAAUGAGCGCUGUAAACGCUCUCCACGGCGAGAAUUUACGUAUUUAGUGGCUUUAAAUCGCCUUGCGCGACGAACUUUUCUACUAGAUAAUUAAAACAAGAUUUUUAAAAAAGGAAAAGCGGGGGAAAAAAAACCCAGUAAACAAAGUCUCCCGACAGACUCUCAAUGUGUUUGACGGGCCGGGGGUAAAAACGGUUGUACGCUGUAUAAUAUCUGUCUCUGAUAAGUAACCUCUGCUUGGGGAAGGAGUGCGCGUAGAGGAUAAAUAACUAGAACGAGAGAGGCGAUCCGGAAAGAUAAAAAGUUUCUCCGUGCUUUCAGAGACUCCGUAGAACGGCCCUUCGUGCGAGCGAGCUAUAUAUGUGCUGUCAAAUGCUGUCGAAUGCCGUCGCGUAAUCUCAACACGAACUGUCCGUAAAGCCAGUAUAGUUUAUAUUCCGUCCAUGGUCCAGAUCUCUCUGGCCAGUCCGUGUUUGUUGCCAUGUGUCCCCGUUGUCGAUUUGUGUUAGGCUUAAGGGAGCCGGGUCGGCCGGGUGCCGCUACGGCGCGCCUACGCGCUUUAAGAAAAAGUACUCCUCGGGACAGUGUGGACUUUCCGCUCGAUUCGGAAUCCCCGAACUAUCCUCCUCGCUGUACACUAUAUAGUCCCUUGCUACCGCAUUAUUGUCGUAAGAUGACGCUCGAUCCGACGGCGGCGGCGGCGGCGACGACGACGGUGGCGAGGGACAGUCCUAGUUGACCAUGGGCAGCAACACAGACGGCGACAACCUGAAUCUCAGCUGUGGGGAGAACGACAACGGCGACGAGCUGAGAAUCGCCGCGGACGAGACGUACGAUACCCGCAGUGAGGUCUCCUCCAGCAGCUCCAACUCGGACUCUAGCCAUCCUAGCAUCAGCUCGGUCUCCAGCAAGUCCUCGCGCGGCGACAAUAAGCGCAGCAAGAGGAACAGGAACAAACGUGGUAGAUCCAGGGAUUCUAAAUCGUCCAGUCCUGAGCCGAAGCGGGCCAGAUCCAAGGAAAGCAAGGGCACCACUAAGAGCUACGACUAUGCCACCAAGUUGAAUUACUUGUUUCGAGACGCAAGAUUUUUCAUCAUCAAGUCCAAUAAUGCGGAAAAUGUGACGCUAUCUAAAGCCAAGGGAGUAUGGAGCACGUUGCCGCAAAACGAAGCAAAUCUAAAUCAAGCCUACAGGGAAUCGCGAAACGUGUUGCUGGUAUUUUCCGUGAAGGAAUCAGGAAAGUUUGCUGGUUUUGCAAGACUUAGCACAGAAUCGAGAAGAGAUGCUGGUCCAGUUUCUUGGGUUUUACCACCUGGAUUAUCAGCAAAGGCCUUAGGUGGCGUAUUUAAAGUUGAUUGGAUCUGCAGAAAGGAAUUGCCGUUCACAGCCACAUUACAUUUGUACAAUCCAUGGAAUGACGGUAAACAAGUCAAGAUUGGUCGGGAUGGCCAGGAAAUCGAGCCCAGAGUUGCUGAAGAAUUAUGCAGAUUAUUUCCAGAGGACGAAGGAAUCGAGAUGACACCCAUCUUGCGGAAAUCCAAGGAAGCAGGAAAACACGUCGUAAAGACAUCGCGUUAUCGCGACAAAAGACCUAUAGGUAGUUCUAGAUUUUUACGAAGAGGUGGACGAGGACGCAAACUAUUCUUGACCUCGAGAUCACGUUUAGCGUCACUGGCGAGAGGAUCUCAAGAUGUUACAGGAAAUCAUAGGAGCUCCAGGGAUCAUUCGUACCGAUACACACCGUGGUUCAAUCGAGGCGAUUCACCUUACACAAAGGGUUACGGAACUGGUCUGGGUGUCGCCGCAGUUGCAGAGGCUUAUGUGGCAGAUUAUAUGCGUACUAUGCAACAUCAAUUGCCUCCAUUACCGCCUUACGGCCCACAUCCGUACGAUUCUCUACCACCACCUCCACCUCCAAGAUAUUACGAUGGUCUACCACUGCCUCCAGAUUACGCCAAUGCAACAGCAUCGGCACUAGAAAAGCGUAGCUACGAGAGGAGUGUCGACGAGUUCCUAUGGAGAACGGCUAGUCGUCACAGUCGGCACAGCGAUCACCGUUCUUCUCGCGAUCAUCACAGAUAUAGAGAUCGCAGAUAA
Messenger RNA from Temnothorax curvispinosus, 2435 nucleotides. It is a transcript of the gene Ythdc1, whose product is annotated as YTH domain-containing protein 1. The coding region runs from base 1080 to 2435 and encodes 451 amino acids. The transcript is spliced from 7 exons. Lineage: Eukaryota; Metazoa; Arthropoda; Insecta; Hymenoptera; Formicidae. The record is from RefSeq and is a predicted model, not a curated record. Gene Ontology annotation, biological process: mRNA splicing, via spliceosome; regulation of alternative mRNA splicing, via spliceosome. Gene Ontology annotation, molecular function: N6-methyladenosine-containing RNA reader activity; mRNA binding. Gene Ontology annotation, cellular component: nucleoplasm.